This is a messenger RNA of Homalodisca vitripennis (glassy-winged sharpshooter), 2359 nucleotides long. RefSeq names its product aromatic-L-amino-acid decarboxylase-like. Gene Ontology annotation, biological process: amino acid metabolic process; serotonin biosynthetic process; catecholamine metabolic process. The record is from RefSeq and is a predicted model, not a curated record. NCBI's taxonomy places the organism in Eukaryota, Metazoa, Arthropoda, Insecta, Hemiptera, Cicadellidae. Bases 1 to 1428 code for a protein of 475 amino acids. Gene Ontology annotation, molecular function: aromatic-L-amino-acid decarboxylase activity; pyridoxal phosphate binding. The transcript is spliced from 11 exons.
AUGGAUGCUCAGAGCUGGAUCAUCGACUUUGGCACGUGGUUCAGGAGAGAUUCCUGUGUUUACAGACGAGUGUUGCCAACUGUAGAGCCAGGAUAUCUGCGACCCCUGAUACCAUCUGAGGCUCCUGAAACUCCUGAGAAGUGGCAGGACGUCAUGAAGGACAUCGAGAGAGUCAUCAUGCCAGGAGUUACACACUGGCAUUCACCAAGAUUCCAUGCUUACUUCCCCACUGCCAACUCAUAUCCUGCCAUCGUAGCUGACAUGCUGAGUGAUGCCAUCGCCUGCAUCGGUUUCACUUGGAUCGCAAGCCCUGCGUGCACAGAGUUGGAAGUCGUGAUGCUGGACUGGCUCGGCAAGAUGCUUGACCUUCCCGCACCAUUCCUUGCCUGCUCCGGGGGCAAAGGCGGUGGAGUUAUUCAGGGAACAGCAAGUGAGGCUACCUUGGUUGCGCUUCUGGGAGCCAAAGCCAAGAUGAUACGUCGUGUCAAGGAAGAACACCCAGACUGGUCAGACUACGAUAUCGUCCGCAAGCUUGUCGGAUACUGUUCAGACCAGGCACAUUCCUCUGUAGAACGAGCAGGUCUACUCGGAGGAGUAACAAUGAAACCCAUUCCAGCUGAUGACAGGUACCAGAUGAGGGGAGAUACACUCAAAGACAUCAUCCAGAAAGACAAGAACGAUGGUCUGAUUCCAUUUUUUGUGGUGGCAACCCUGGGGACAACAAACUGCUGUGCUUUCGACUGUCUUGAUGAAGUCGGUCCUGUUUGUGAGGAAGAAGAAGUCUGGCUACAUGUCGAUGCUGCCUAUGCAGGUUCUGCUUUCAUCUGCCCUGAGUACCGUUAUCUCAUGUCUGGUGUCGAGUUCGCGGACUCCUUCAACUUCAACCCUCACAAGUGGAUGUUGGUCACUUUCGACUGUUCAGCAAUGUGGCUGAAGGACCCAUCCUAUGUUGUGGACGCUUUCAACGUAGAUCCUCUCUACCUGAAACACGACAUGCAAGGAUCUGCUCCAGACUACAGGCACUGGCAAAUCCCUCUGGGUAGGAGGUUCCGGUCACUGAAGCUCUGGUUUGUGCUGCGACUUUUUGGCGUGGAGAAUCUCCAGAAACACAUCCGAAAACAGAUUGGUCUGGCCCACGAGUUUGAGAAACUUUUGCAGAGUGACGAGCGGUUUGAGAUCAUCCACGAAGUUCUCAUGGGUUUGGUCUGCUUCAGGCUUAAGGGUUCCAACGAGUUGAAUGAAACUCUGCUGAAAAGGAUCAACGGAAACGGGAAAAUCCACCUGGUGCCAUCCAAGAUCCGGGACGUGUACUUCCUGAGGUUGGCGAUCUGCUCGAAGUUCACAGAGUCUGAGGACAUUCAGUUCUCAUGGCAGGAAGUUCAGUCACUCGCCAAUGACGUGUUGGCAGAGGGCAGACCUGGCAACUGAUAGAUCCUGAAAAUUUCAGUUUAACUUAUUCCUAUUUCUUAAUUUAAACCCCUAAUUUAAUCUUUACUCAAUGAGAAUCAUCAUAUUUAAUCGUUCAUUGAUUUAACGUCAUAUUUUAACGUACUUGAAGAAAGGCGUAACAAUAAAUCUCUCAAUAAUGAAUUAAUAAAGACAAUAAAGGUCAACAAUAAUAACGAUUAAAAGCAUUAAGUUUAGUUGUAAAUAAAAUUGUGUAGGUAAAAGUUAUUUAGGAAAAUCACUAUUUACUCCAACAUCCUACUUGGAAAACUAAAUGAACUUAUCUAAGGGAUUAGAGGUAUUUUAGCAGGUAAAGAUAUGGACCAUUGCUUAGUGGUAUUUAGAUUAGUGAUAAGAUAAAUAAAUGUGAUAUUACGUUUUGAAUUAAUGUACUACGCAGUUUGAAAAGCUUUAGAUGUGAAUUAGUAUUAUAUCAUAAAUACUAAUGCUAAACAUGUACACAUAGAUACAAUAUUAAAUUAUUUAUUUUGUGUGUUUUUUGUAUUAGCACUUUCCGCUUUUAUCUUAUUAGUAGCAAUGCGAUGCUUAAUUGAAAUCAAAUAUAUUCUGUUUAUAAAUGUUCCUACAGCAACAAAUUUUGAAAUGUAUUGGUGUUCGCUUUUUGUACAAAGUAGCAGAAUGAGUACGAAAUAUCGCCAUGUUGUAUUGAAAAUUUAACACGCUUUUGAGCAUAUUUUCAAUCAAUCGAGUCCAUCUAACUGAUACGAUCAGCAGUCUAUUCAAUCAUGAUAUUUAUAUUUGUAAUUGUUAAUGAUAAAGUAUAGCCUAUUGGCAAGUGAUAUUGGUGAGACCAAUAAUAGUAGUCGAGUUUAAUAGAUAAUAAGUAGUAUUAGUGAUGUUUCAGAUCAACAUCAAAAUAUCUUAGAAAAGGCUAUUAUUUUUACAACAGUUA